This is a messenger RNA of Parnassius apollo (apollo), 2019 nucleotides long. NCBI's taxonomy places the organism in Eukaryota, Metazoa, Arthropoda, Insecta, Lepidoptera, Papilionidae. The record is from the annotation of a GenBank genome assembly.
AUGGACGCCGACUGCUUGCAGAGGCGGAGAGAGGAAGGCUCAUCUCAACGAGAGAAAAGGUGGAGCAUGAACUCUCAAAGAUUGGAAGAAAUUGUGGCGGAGCUGAUGAAACCCAUCAGCGAUGUCCGCCGCAGUUUCGACACUGAUCUCAGUGCGUUGCUGGAGGAAUAUCUGACGGAGGCAGGGCUGCGGGCGCUGGAGGCGGACGAGGGGGAGGGUUCAGGGGCUGAGGCGCCCAACUUUGCAGAGCUGGCGCUGCUGCUGCAGCACUCGGCCUGUGUGUACGGCCGCAAGGUGGACUACCUCUACCAGCACGUGCUCAGCGUCAGCGAGUCGCUGCAUAACAACACGGAGGAGGGCGGCGGCGCGGAGGAGCCACAGACGCCGAGCGGCGGGCGCAAACGCAAGGCGUCUGUCGGGGGGUGCGCAGGAGGCGAGUUCACGCACAUCACGCUGGAGGCGAGCCGCGCGGCGCUGCGCGACGCGGGGGGUGCGGGGGGCUCGCGGCCGCCCCCCACGCUGCCGCGCACCUUUCUGCCACUGGAGCCGCGCGUGCCGGGCCCCGGGGACGCCGUGCUUACGGACUACGACGGCGAGCCCAUCGGUCUGCUCGCAGACUUCCAUGUCACCUGGAGACUGCAGAAUGGGCUUCUAGUGGAGGAUCUGUGCCAACCGGAGUACAGCCAAGAGGGGUUAGUAGGUGCAAGUGUGCGUCCACCGGCGUUAGUGGAGCUGCAGGCCGCCAUAGAAGCGGGUGCACCUCCCGACCCCCCGCCGCGAUGCUCCACGCCUCUGCAGGACCACUGCGACCCCCCGCACGACGGGGGGCACUGCGACAGCCCGCGUGGCGAAGAACCCCCAGAGCACGACGACGAGCCGCGCCCCAUCGAGAUGCUCGACCUCACGCACAUACUGGACACGCCGUCCAACAAGAGGGAGCGCAAGAGGAAGCACGAACGCAAGUUGGAAAAUGCAUUGGGACAAGCUGUCAAGUUGAUUAUCAGUAAAGAGCUCAGAAGAAAGCUUCGGAAGACACAAGAGUUCUCAGUGGCGGAGGAGUGGAUCACGAAGGUCGUGGCGCGCAGGAAGCGGCGCGUGCUGUCCGUGCGGCGCCGGCUGCGCGCGCAGCAGCGCUCGCACAGCGCAGAGUUUCGUGGGUUUGAGAUAGGGCCGGCUGACACGGGAGGAUUCACGGGCUGGAGUGCAGACGAGGUGGCAGCGGCGCGCGCGCUGCACGAGGCAUACGUGGCGCGGAACACGCAUGCCACGGCGGCAACGGCAGACACGACUGCCACGUCCAGAGCUGUGGACGAGUCUGACGACGACGGUUUCUUCGAGCAGAGCUCGCUCGGAGACUCGCUUAGUGAUGACUUGGCUUCGCAUACCGAGUGUGCGGGGCAGCAGCAGCAGCCGUGGAGCAGCUGGAGUGCCGACGUGCUGCGGCGAGCGGCGGCCAGCGAGCGCGCGCCGGACGUGCAGGCGACGGCCGCGCGUCUGCUGCAGCACCUGCAGUGCGAGCAGCAGCAGCAGCAGGCGGUGCCGUGUACGCGCCUGCUGGCCGCAGCGCAGGACGCACGUGACGUGUCGAGGCUCUUCCUCGCCACGCUCUUCCUGAAUGAAAUACCUACGACUUCAACUUCCAUACAAUUCACUGAAAAGGAACAGUUCAUUUUAUCUCCCAAGCCUAACGAUAAUAUUGAAAAUAAAGAUUUAUCUAAUGUUAGUGAAGACUUUUGUUCAGAUGAUAGUGUGAAGGAUCCUGACUAUGUAGAUAUCGAUACACCCUGUUCUACAAAGAGGUCUCUUUUGAAAAAUAAAAACCGAGAAGUUUUUAAAAAUUUGUUGAGUGGAGUAGAUUUAAAUGAAAAACAAUAUGACAAUUUCAGAAACGAUGUUUUCACCAUAAACCAAACAAGUUCACCUAUACCUAUGCCGAUAGCCCCAUGCAAACAGAAUCUAGUAGCAGCUCAAGCGAUGGAAUUGGUUCAUCCAGCUCAAGCGAUGGAUCUAGUUCCUUAG